AUGGAGACUGCGUGGGAAGUUGAAAACAUAAUACGUCAGCGGGGUGGGACGCCCGCCACAAUAGCUAUCCUUAAGGGUCAAUUAACCGUUGGCCUGACCGAGGAGCAACUUCAGUAUCUGGCUAAGGCCGAGGGCGUAGUGAAGGCGUCUCGGAGGGACCUGGCGCCCAUAAUGGCGUCCGGUGUCGACGGAGCCACGACCGUAGCGGGAUCAAUUGUGACGGCCGAGUUGGCCGACAUCGAUGUAUUCGUUACCGGAGGAAUCGGAGGUGUUCACCGCGAUGGUGAAAAAACAAUGGACGUAUCAGCUGAUCUGACCGAAUUGGGACGCAGCCGUACCUUAGUUGUCUGCAGCGGGGUGAAGUCAAUCCUAGAUAUUGGAAGAACGCUGGAAUAUCUGGAAACUCACGGGGUAUCAGUAUGCGCUUUCGGCGAUAGCGAUGAGUUUCCCGCCUUCUACACUAUGAGGUCCGGGUUGAAAGCGCCGCAUCGAGUCGCGGACGCGUCGCACGCCGCCCGCAUGCUCCACGCCGCGCGCCAACUGCGCCUGGCUUCAGGGAUCGUCGUGGCCGUACCGGUGCCGGCUAAGAAUGCUAUGGAUGAAAAGAUUAUAGAAGACGCGAUAAAAAGCGUCAUGGAAGAAGCAAAAACAAAAAACAUUCAAGGGAAAAACAUAACACCAUUUAUACUGAGUGCUGUGUCGAAGGCGACUAAAGGCACAUCUCUAAAUACAAACAUCGCUCUAAUAAAAAACAACGCACAAGUUGGCGCCGACAUAGCCGUCGAAUUUCAAAAACUGAAGAAUGCUAGCAACGCCCGGAACUCCUUUAAUAUUGGUACCUCAAAGAGUUCGGGGAGGAGGCAGUUUCACACUGCAUGCAAUUUGCGACCUAAAUACACGGGCCCUAAUGUCGAAGAAGGGUCGUUUAUUAAAGAGGAGAAUUCAGGAAACCCAGUGCUCGUCAUCGGCGGCGCGAACGUUGACAGAACGUUCAGAAUUUCGGAAGAUAACGUCAAGGGUUAUUUCCACGAGGCCGUCAGACGGCCAACGGGCUUACAAUUCGAAUUCGGAGCGUGUGUGGCGGCGAUGGUCGAGGCGGACACGGGCGCCCAUGCGGCGGACGCACACAGGGGCGCCGCGAGCCAUCGGCGGGUCCACCUCGAACCCGGCUGCGGGGAA
Iphiclides podalirius (scarce swallowtail) is the source of this 1179-nucleotide messenger RNA. NCBI's taxonomy places the organism in Eukaryota, Metazoa, Arthropoda, Insecta, Lepidoptera, Papilionidae. The record is from the annotation of a GenBank genome assembly.